Molecule: messenger RNA, 5144 nt
Organism: Cuscuta epithymum
Lineage: Eukaryota; Viridiplantae; Streptophyta; Magnoliopsida; Solanales; Convolvulaceae
Source: the annotation of a GenBank genome assembly
UUUUAAUAAUUAAAAUUUACAUAAUUAGAAACUACAUUUGAUGGUACCAUGGAUUAAGACCAUGGCCCAAUUACGUAGUCCAACCCAUAAACGGGAUCAGCCCUUAACGGGACCAGCCUAAUUACAGGAUUAGCCCAUAAACGGGACCAGCCUAAUUACAGUGAUUAGCCCAUAAACGGGAUCAACCCUUAAAGGGAUUAGCCUAAAAACAGGAUCAGCCCAUAAACGGGAUUCAUGAUUGAAAGCCGCUUAGCCCAUUAGGAAUUAGGCCCACGAUAGGAACCCACCACCAAGCCGAGCUGGACAGCAGACCUCGAGCCUGGGCAGAGUUCUAGUGACGCCAGAAUAUUCCUAGGGCUUACGUGGUGAGCUAUCACUCGUUGAUAGAUAUUUGGCAACAGGCAGAACUCAUCCGGAGGACGGCGACUAAAAGGAGAAAGUAAUCGUAUGGGAAUCAAGCAUCGAAGAGUUCUAUUUUGAGCAAGAAUAUAGUUCAUUAAUUGAGCAUUUAUUGUAUUAGAUUCCUCCCAUAAUUCUACUUCCCAAUCUCUAUAAAUACUUGAUGUAAACACCCUAUGAAGGGGAUCGGACCCCCGAUAAAAUUCUGAACCGAGGCUAGACUAUUGCUAGUUCUCCGAAAUAAAGAGUAAAACUGCCUUACACUGCCAUAUUAUUCUCAUAUCUACGUAUAUUUAGCUCUCGUAGUUGGAUUUAACUCCAUCAACAUUAAAAUCUCUAGAAAAUUGCAAAAUCCAAAUUAAAAUUUAAUUAAGAAUUGAUAUCCUAAUUAAGUGAUUAUGAUGAGUCAAUUUGACCCAAAAAGUCAAAUUUGCAAUUUAAUAUGGGACGGAGAGAGUAGCAAUUAGUUAGCCCACAUUUACAACAUUUUUAGUGAGCAUACACAUGCAUUUACGUUGGAAAAGUUUGGUCUCAUUAAUAGCUAAUAUUAAUUAGGAAUCAUUCUGUAUUUUGGAAACUGAUUUAUUAUUAUAAAUACAUCUCUCAGGACCCUCAUUAGGGUAACCUGUACCAAUUAUUUCACAUGGUAUCACGAGCCUACAAUUCUAAAACCUAAGAUUUUUUUCCCGCUGCACUCCAUGACCGACGUCACCUCAUCCUGCGUCGUCACCCCUGUCUCGGCCGUGAGUCAACCGACUGCCACCAUCGUCGAGACCAGCGCCGCAGCGAUCGAUGUUCCUCCUUCCUCGCCCUUCUCGAUCAGCGCCGCCAUGUCAACCACUGCCAACUCUUCUUACAUCACCGGUUUUUUCUUCAAGCAGUGUAUUCCCCGGCAUGUCUCAGCCGGCCUUCCAAGGAGGCCCGUUGAUUGGUCUUCUCCCGCUACUGUUCCGCUUCUCCAGACUCCUAGGCCGAGUUUUUCGUCCUUACCAUGGCAGACCCUUCGCCCAGAACCACAGCAGCAUCUCAUGCCUUCCUCUUCAAUAUCGGCUUCACAGUUCUUCGGCCCUACCUUCACAGGGUCUCCGGGAGUGGUUCGCCCUCCGGAAUCUGCUAUUUUUGGCAGUCCCAUGGCCUCAUUGGUACAAUCUUUGUCUCCUAUCUCUAAUGUUAGUCAGAUUGUAACCAUUUAAUUAAAAGCUGUUGAGGAUUAUUUAACUUGGCGCACACAAUUUGAAUCAUUUUUGGUUUCCCAAGGAUUAUUUGGCAUGCUUGAUGGUUCUAUCCCUGUUCCCCCCAUGUAUACUGUUGAUCUCAAUAAUUGUCAGGUACCGAAUACUGAGUACUAUCAUUGGCUAAGGGUAGAUCAAACUAUCCGCUCUUGGUUGUUUGCUACUCUUACUCGUGAUGUCUUAGUUGACGUACAUGAUCUUAAACACUCUUUUGGUAUAUGGGAAAGGUUACAAACACGAUUCAUGUCUGCUAGUUUACCUCGUGCCAUGGAAUUGAAGCGCCAAUUGACUAAUCUUAAAAAGAGGGAAAAUCAGUCCAUGGACAGUUAUCUUAGGGACAUUAAAAAUUUGGUUGAUCCUCUCGCUGCGGUUCAGUCACCAGUUUCAGCCAAAGAAUUACUUGAAUCUAUUCUUCGUGGUUUGGGUCCCGAAUACGAAGCCUAUAUAGGUACCAUUAUGCUUUUUCCUGAUCAAUUCCCCUUUGAGAAAUUGCAACCUCGUUUAAUGGAGAUCGAACAACGGGUCUUAUUCAACCGUCAACAAGCAUCUCAAGUUCAUCAGGCCUUUGGAGCGGUUGAACAACAGCCCCCGCAGCAACAAUAUGCUCCACGCGGUCGCGGAGGUCGCGGAAGGGGAGGCCGCGGCCGAGGCAGAGGUCGCGGACGCCAGAAUUAUGGCCAGCAGUUUGGCCAGCACUAUCAGGUUCCACAACAUCAGGCCGGCCAGCUGUAACACUUCGGCCAGCAGUUCGGUCCAGCACUGCCGGUCCAGGGAGGUCAGCAGCCGUUUCGUCCGCCGAUCCAGCCCGGUUUACCUCCUGCUGCAUCUUCUUCGGGCACUUCAGUUUCUGCUAGUAUAUCUGUUUUGUCUGCUUUAAAUAGUAAUCCCUAUUUUAUUUAUGGUACUAACUCUAGCACUGCAGGCUUUCCAUCUUCUGAGGGUAUUCUUGGUUCUGUCCCACCGCCUGUUGUUUGUCAGAUAUGUUUCUCCACAGGUCAUUCUGUUAUGCAUUGUCCGUCCCGGUUCAGUCAAAACUCUACUCCUGCAUUGAUGACCUCCAAUAGCGAUGCUAAUGCUUCUUUAUGGUUCCCGGAUUCCGGUGCGUCUGCCCAUAUGACUCCAUCAGAAGGUAUUUUAGUCAAUAAAUUUCCUUAUACUGGAUCACAUUUUGUUAGUGUUGCUAAUGGUUCUCAAUUAUCUAUAGCUAAUAUUGGUGAUAUUCCAUUAUCUUCCUCUAGUCUCCCUCUGGUUUUAAAAUCUGUUUAUCAUGUGCCUCAAAUCAAAUUUAAUUUAUUAUCUAUACAGAAACUUUGUGCUGAUAACAACUGUAUUGUCAUUUUUGAUAAAAAUUCUUUUUUUGUUAAGGACAAAAUUUCGGGGGCGGUCCUUCUUCAAGCACCCAGUAAAGGCCAUCUUUAUCCUGUCAGCCUCAGUUAUCCAUCUUCACUUGCUCUCUCAUCCGUGUCCGUUCCAGGCGUCUUGUGGCAUCGUAGACUAGGCCAUUGUGGCGAUUCUAUUUUACAUUCUUUAAAUAAGCAAAAACACAUUAGUAGUAGCUCUAGUUUUUCUCAUGAUUGUAUUUCUUGCCGUUUAGGCAAAUCACAACGUUUACCUUUCUCAGAUGCUAGUCAUUCCUGUUUUGAACCACUUCAGCUUAUUCAUUCUGAUGUUUGGCAAUCGCCUGUUUUAUCUAAUUUGAGAUUUAAAUACUAUGUGUGCUUUAUAGAUGAUUUUUCUCGAUUUACUAGGUUGUAUCCGAUGCAUCGAAAAGAUGAAGUUUUUACUCACUUUAAGAAUUUUAAGGCUCUAGUUGAAAAUCUUUUUACUACUAGAAUUAAAAUUUUUCAAAGUGAUGGAGGGGGUGAAUUUGUUAAUUCUAAUAUGCAGCAAUUUUUUAAUACCCAUGGCAUUUAUUUUCGAAAGUCCUGUCCUGAUACUCCUCAACAAAAUGGGGUUGCUGAAAGAAAACAUAAACAUUUACUUGAAUUAACUAGGACUAUGCUUCUUGAAGCCUCUAUUCCUAGCACCUUUUGGGUUGAUGCUAUUCUCACUGCUGCAUAUAUUAUUAACCGAUUACCUACUCCUCUUCUUUUCGGGGUAUCACCAUACGCGAAACUUUUUCAUAAAGCCCCAGAUUACUCUUUUUUUCGUGUGUUUGGUUGCUCCUGCUUUCCGAACAUUUAUGCUACUUCCUCUAAUAAGCUCUCACCACGUUCUGUUCAUUGUGUUUUUAUUGGCUAUGCAUCUGGGUAUAAGGGAUAUCGUUGUCUUGAGCCUAAGUCCGGUCGGGUUUACAUUAGUGGUCAUGUUCGGUUUAUAGAAGACAAUUUUCCGUUUCCCACUCUUAGUAGUAUUCCUCUUGAGUCUGUUGGUUCUGAUGUGUCUGUACCUCCUUCAUCGGAUUUUUGUCUUCCCAAUACUGCUUCCCCAGCCAGUGUUUUGACCAUGCCUAGGACCACAUCUCAAAUACCUCCUCCACUCACUUCUCCGACCAACACCACACUUCCCAAUCAAGGUCCUGCUACUUCUUCGUCUACCCAUCUUCUGCCUAGCCGAAUGUCUACACCACCUUCACCAAAAACUCCUUCCACUCACGGCCACAACGAUUCCCCCUUAGCAGAAACCGAGUUUCAAGUUUCUAGCCCACCUGGUACAGCUGCCACCUCAUCUCCAUUAACCAUGGUUCUUACUAAUCAGUCUGCCAGCUCACCAGUCAGUUCCUCACCUUUGUCGACCAUACCUCCUGUCUCUCACCCGAACUGUCAUCCUAUGCAAACCAGGGCCAAAUCCGGAAUUUUUAAGCCUAAAACAAUUUUUAAUUUGCAAACAGUUGUUAAUCAGGCAGAUCCUACUUGUUUCUCUGAGGCACAUAAAAAUUUAAAAUGGCGUGAGGCAAUGGCUGAGGAAUUUAAUGCUCUUAUUACUAAUAAUACUUGGGAUUUGGUUCCGUUUGAUAGCACAAAAAAUGUGGUUGGUUCUAAGUGGAUUUAUAAGACUAAAUUUCACUCAGAUGGUUCCAUUGAGCGCCAUAAAGCGCGUUUAGUUGCUCAAGGCUUCAAUCAGCAGGCAGGUAUUGACUUUUCUGAGACAUUCAGUCCGGUCAUUAAACCCACCACCGUUCGUAUUGUUCUUACAUUAGCCGUUUCUUUUGGCUGGGUUAUGCGUAAACUAGAUGUCAAAAAUGCUUUUCUUCAUGGCCAGCUUACUGAAGAGGUAUAUAUGCGUGAGCCGCGGGGUUUUGUUCAUCCUCUCUACCCUGAUCAUGUGUGUCGGUUGCGUAAGGCCAUUUAUGGCUUUAAGCAAGCCCCGCGAGCUUGGUUUCAUAGAUUUAGCAGUUUUCUUCUUUCUCAUAAUUUUCUGUGUAGCUGAAGCUAGAGUUUGCUACCUGCACCUUUGCACGAGGUGAAGUGAUCUCAAGGAAGAUGUGAUAUGUGCUUCCUUUAUUGUCUUAAACUAUAAGCUAUGUUCAUGGAUAUUUUGUAAUGGAUACUUUGUUUGGGUCUGCGAGCCCAC